AUCCCCUACAAACCUUCUAAGAAACUCUCCCUCUUUCACCAUUACUAAAUCCAUCUCCACAGUACAAUAUUAUUAACCCCAUGAAGAUGGUUAUAGAAUCGCCACUCUCUCUUCUCCGAUCCACCCAAAUUCCAUCUCUUCGCCCGCCACCACGUGAUCGCUGUAGUGUCUUCUUGGAUCCGGAGAUUCUGAAAUUUUCCCUAUUUCUAAUUCUCCGCCAUCUUCUUCUCCGAUUAUUUAAACUGUAAAGUGAGCCCUAAAAAUCGAAUCUUUCCAGUUUUAAAUUCUUAAAGCUUACAGAGCACCAGUGAUGCUCCGCUCUCCCAUCUUCUUUACUCCAUCGUCUUCGUCUCGAUUACACCAAUCUCCAUUUCCAAAGUAAGCGAGCAAAGCGAGAAAGAAACAUGCUCCCUAGUAGUAGAGGAGUUGUCGAUGGAGCAGCCUUGCCGCCUACAUCAAAACCCCUCUUCUUUUUCCCCUUCUUACUGCAAUGCCUACUCUGCUUUUUUUUUCUUUUGCUGCUGCUUCUAUCGAGCAGCGCCGCUGCGGCCAUUAAUGGACAGGGUGCAGCUCUACUCGCAUGGAAGAGGACACUAAACGGAUCGUCAGUGGAAGCCGGGCUUUCCAAUUGGAGUGAGCUGGAUCCUAAUCCAUGCGGAUGGUUUGGGGUUUCCUGUGGUCCUGACGGCCGUGUUGUUGGGAUUAAUUUGCAGUACAUUGAUCUGAUCGGGAGUGUGCCGAGCAAUCUUACAGCAAUAGCUCCGUCAUUAACUAUGCUAGUACUAUCCGGUACUAACCUCACUGGCCCUAUCCCGCCGGAGCUGGGCGAGCUACCGCAGCUCAGCCACCUCGAUCUCAGCGACAACGCUCUUUCCGGCGAGAUACCUGUGUCGCUGUUUCGCCCGGGGAGUAGAUUACAGAGACUUCUCCUCAACUCCAAUCGGCUUGAGGGAGGAAUCCCGGAUGCCAUUGGCAAUCUCACUGAUCUACAGUUGCUCAUUCUUUACGACAACCAGCUCGCCGGAACGAUUCCGGCGAGCAUUGGGCGGCUUGGCAAAAUGGAGGUCUUCCGUGCCGGAGGUAAUAAGAAUCUAAUCGGCGCAUUGCCGGAAGAAAUUGGGAACUGUAGUAGCCUUACCAUGAUUGGCCUUGCGGAGACCAGCAUCACAGGGUCCCUGCCGGCGAGUCUUGGUUUGCUUCAGCAGUUACAGACACUGGCGGUUUAUACCGCGCUGCUGUCCGGUCCAAUACCGCCGGAACUAGGCCAAUGCGGCGAGCUUCAGAACAUUUACCUAUAUGAGAAUUCGAUGACCGGCUCCAUUCCACCGGCCCUCGGCCGGCUCAAGAAACUGAAGAAUCUUCUGCUUUGGCAGAACAAUUUUGUUGGGAUGAUCCCGCCUGAACUUGGUUUGUGUUUAGAGCUCGAAGUUGUCGAUCUUUCCAUUAAUGGACUCACUGGAGGGAUUCCUGGCACGCUAGGUAACAUCACCAGCCUCCAGGAGCUCCAGUUAAGCAUGAACCAGAUUUCUGGGUCCAUUCCUCCAACGAUUUCCCAUUGCCGGAAUUUAACAGACCUAGAGCUCGAUAACAACCAGAUCUCCGGCACCAUCCCGCCGGACCUCGGUCGAUUGGACAAUCUCCAAACUCUGUACCUAUGGCAGAACAGGCUCGAAGGCGGCAUUCCAGAGGAACUCGCCGGAUGCACGAAUCUAGAAGCAGUAGACCUCUCCCAGAACGCCCUAACCGGUCCAAUCCCGAAGGGAAUUUUCUCGCUACCAAUGCUGGGCAAGCUGCUCCUACUUGAUAAUGAUCUUUCCGGAGAGAUACCGCCGAGUAUCGGCAAGUGCAAGUCGUUGAUCCGGUUCCGGGCUAGUGGGAACAGGAUCACCGGGAAAAUCCCGGUUGAGAUUGGCGGAUUGAAGAAUCUCAGUUUCCUUGAUCUGGGCUCAAACCGGCUUUCGGGGCCGAUCCCUGCGGAGUUCUCUAGCUGCCGAAAUCUCACCUUCCUCGACCUCCAUGGAAACGCCAUCGCCGGAACCCUUCCCUACACUCUCUUUGAGGGCCUUGCUCUGCUCCAGUUCCUCGACCUCUCCAAAAACCUCAUAAGCGGCGAACUUCCCUCUAAUCUCGGCUUGCUUGCCUCCAUGACGAAGCUGAUCCUCUCUGGAAACCGAUUCUCUGGUCAGAUCCCGACGGAGAUUGGAUCCUGCUUUCGUCUCCAAUUGCUAGAUCUCAGCAGCAACGCUCUGUCUGGGGAGAUCCCGGCGAGUCUUGGAAAGGUCCCAGCGCUGGAGAUCGCCUUAAAUCUAAGCUGGAAUAGCCUCUCCGGAGAGAUCCCGCAUGACUUUUCCGGGCUCAGCCGGCUCGCCAUUCUCGACCUCUCACACAACCAUUUCUCCGGUGAUCUCCACCCUCUCGCCGUCCUCCAAAACCUUGUCACCCUCGACAUAUCUUUCAACAACUUCACUGGCCGCAUCCCAAACUCCUCCUUUUUCUCCAAGCUCCCCAUCAUCGAUCUCGCAGGCAACCCCGAGCUCUGCCUCGCCGGCUGCAUCGACGAUACCGCCAAUGCCAACCGAGCAAUCUCCAGGCGUGCCGCGCACAUUGCCACUGCUACUUUGCUCUCCGCUGCUGUAGUAUUUCUCGGCAUGGCCCUUCUCAUCUUCCUCAGCCGCCGGCGAGCCACCGGAAUCGGAAACACUGUCGAUGAAGAGAAAGACGGGGAGCUUGCACCUCCAUGGGAAGUAACGCUGUACCAAAAACUGGACAUUGUCGUCGCCGACAUUACAAGAAACCUUACGCCAGCGAACUCCGUCGGAAAGGGCCGUUCUGGCGUCGUCUACUCAGCCCGAGUUCCAUCCACCGGAACUCUCAUUGCCGUUAAGAAAUUCCGAAUCGGCGACGACAUGGCUGUGGCUGCAGCUGCCGGAACCGAGAUCGCCUCACUAGCCAGGGUCCGACACCGAAACAUCGUUCGAUUGCUGGGAUGGGCGGCGAAUCGGAGAACAAGACUCUUGUUCUACGACUUCCUGCCGAAUGGGACACUUGGGGAGUUCCUCCAUGGCGGUGCUUUAGGUGGGAGAGGAGCUGCGGCUGCGAUGGAGUGGGAGGUGAGGCUCGGCAUUGCGAUUGGUGUGGCGGAAGGUUUAGCUUAUCUACACCAUGACUGCGUUCCAGCGAUCAUUCACCGUGAUGUCAAAGCCGAUAAUGUUCUUCUUGGGGAUAGGUACGAGGCUUGCCUCGCUGAUUUUGGUGUAGCUUGUGUCGCCGGCGAUACAAGUGGUGGUGGACCAGCAGCCGUGCAGCCGCCGUUCGCCGGAUCUUACGGCUACAUUGCACCAGAGUACGGUUGCAUGAUGCGAAUAACGAAGAAAUCCGACGUAUUCAGCUUCGGCGUCCUGUUACUGGAAAUAAUAACCGGCCGGCGGCCGGCCGAGGGCAGCUUCGGCGAGGGCCAGACCGUCGCCGGUUGGGUCCGCGACCGCCUCCGCCUCCAGCGCGACCCAGUCGAGCUCCUCGACCCGAGACUCCAGGGCCGGCCCGACACCCAGGUCCAAGAAAUGCUCCAAGCCCUCGGCAUCGCUCUCCUCUGCGCCAGCCACCGCCCCGACGACCGCCCUUCCAUGAAAGACGUCGCCGUUCUGCUCCGUGAGAUCCGCCAUGAAGAUUCCUCCUCCGCCGAUGCCAAUGGUACCAGGAAGGCUUCUGCGGCAGUAAGCAUUAGCGCUGCAGUAAGGUCGCCGUCGCCGGCGCCGUCAACGUCGCCAUCGUUGCAGUGCUCCAUCACCUACUCUGCUGAUGGGUUCAGGUAAAUGGAGGCGAAAGGCCCACUUGAAAAAUAAAUGCGUUAAAUUGAAAGAUAUUCUGAUUAAGUUUUUUAUUUCUUCCAAUUUAUUUUGAAAUUAACAUAAUAUAAA
Messenger RNA from Dendrobium catenatum, 3917 nucleotides. RefSeq names its product LRR receptor-like serine/threonine-protein kinase. Gene Ontology annotation, biological process: hormone-mediated signaling pathway; protein phosphorylation. The coding region runs from base 405 to 3812 and encodes 1135 amino acids. The transcript is spliced from 2 exons. Gene Ontology annotation, molecular function: ATP binding; protein kinase activity; protein binding. The record is from RefSeq and is a predicted model, not a curated record. Gene Ontology annotation, cellular component: plasma membrane. Lineage: Eukaryota; Viridiplantae; Streptophyta; Magnoliopsida; Asparagales; Orchidaceae.